This is a messenger RNA of Sabethes cyaneus, 3170 nucleotides long. RefSeq names its product balbiani ring protein 3-like. Gene Ontology annotation, molecular function: serine-type endopeptidase activity. The transcript has 2 exons. Gene Ontology annotation, biological process: proteolysis. The record is from RefSeq and is a predicted model, not a curated record. The coding region runs from base 1 to 3150 and encodes 1049 amino acids. Lineage: Eukaryota; Metazoa; Arthropoda; Insecta; Diptera; Culicidae.
AUGGCGAAUGAAACCGAAAGUUGCCAGAACGGGGACGGAAUUUGUGUACCGGAAUAUCUGUGCGAAAACGGAAUAAUUAAAUUGUUCGGCGAAGGAUUAAUAGAUGAACGUGUGGAUUUGAACGAAUGUUCCGCGGGAUACGUGUGUUGCCGAGAGGAUUCGUACAGCCCGCCACUUCAGGUGAACAUUAAUCUUGUCGACACGGAUAAGGAAGAUUAUUGUGAAGGGCUAUGUGUGCCGUUCGAUCAAUGUCCGGAAGUCGACAGUGAAUCCGGAGGUGGCAUUAAUUUGCGUUAUCAAUAUGGAAGAUGUCCGUCCAGUCAGAUUUGUUGUAAAAAUCCCACGCAAGGAUGCAAGGAUGGUGUUUGUAUGUCGAUUGAUCAGUGUUUGGAAGCCGACACUGAUAUUAACUUGAGAUUAUUGGAUUCGAAUUGUCCUUUUAAUGAAGUUUGUUGUAAAAGUUUUAACCAGCAGAUAACGUCACAGGGCAAUGCAUGCAAAGGAAACUGUGUUCCAUUGUUUAAAUGCAUGAAAAUGGCUUCGGAAAGCAGUCAAAUCAAUCUUCGAAUUUCGGAUGAAUGUCCUCCUAGUUUAAUAUGUUGCGAAAGCGUGCCUCAAUCAAAAUGUACAGGAACAUGCACCGCUAGUGAAUUUUGCGCGGAUGAUUUCUCACCCGAAGCUGAGAUUAAUUUACGAUUGAUGGACGAUACCUGCUCAGCAAAUCAAAUUUGUUGCUCAUCUUUAAAACCCAUUCAAAUGCCAAAUGAAUGUGAAGGAUCUUGCGUUUCUUACCAAGAAUGUGACGACGGUCCAUUCGAGUUGGAUUAUUCCAAGCAAAGAUGUCCAAAGAAUCAAGUUUGCUGUAAGAAAAAGAAACUAAUUUUAGAUGUUCCUCAAGGUUGUAAUGGAAAGUGCGUUGCACUACGCGAUUGUCCAGAACUUGCUCAAAGCAGCUCUAUCGAUUUACGACUCUCGAGUGCUUUGUGCCCGGUAAAUCAAGUUUGUUGUAGAAAGCCGUUUGCUGCGGAGACUUGUGGUGAUGGGUUGUGCAUUCCACCAGAAGACUGUGCCGAUACAAGUACGUCUUUGGUGAACCUGAGGGCAACUAGCGAUAAUUGUCCUCCGAACACGCAGUGCUGCUCGCACCCUAAGACUAACAAACAUAUGUUUCUCAGUGCACCUCCAGUUGUCGAUUCAUAUCCUCAGAAAAUGUUAUGCCCAGGAACUUGUACUUCAUACGAUCAGUGUCAGACACCUACCAAUGCAAUAAAUUUAAGAUUUAUGGAUCAGAGUUGCCCGAAGAGUCAAAUUUGCUGUAUGGAUCUUAAAACUACUGUAUUGAGUAUUCCGGAGGUAAAAACCUGCGAUGGAAUCUGCGUAUCUGCCAGGCAGUGUCCGGGGGGAGCAUACUCGGAUCAUUCGAUCAAUCUUAGAUUGAAAUCAGAAGGAUGUUCAGUUGGGCAAAUUUGCUGUAGUCAGUCUAAAGCAUUGAACAUUUUUUGUAAUGGGACAUGUGUUCCGAACGACCUGUGCUUGGAUUCUGGAGGAUUUAACUUAAAAAGUUCGGAUGAUCAAUGUCCUGGCAAUCAAAUUUGCUGCGAACACGUGAAGUCCAGAUCAGAUGUGUCAAAAGCUACCUGUAAUGGUCGUUGUGUUCGACUUGAGCAGUGUCCACAAUAUAAUGCAGAUGAUAAAGCGUUGAUCAAUUUAAGAUUGACUGGCAACGGUUGUCCCUUCAAUCAAGUUUGCUGCCAAAGUUCGUUACCAUCCGAUGCGUGUAACGGUGUGUGUACUUCAUCCGAGGAGUGUGAUGAAAAUUUUAUAAACUUGCGAAGCUCGAAUGCUUACUGUUCCAAUAAUCAAGUUUGCUGUGAAAAGCUGAAGCUAUCAACAUCUACAAAGUGCAAAGGAAAAUGCGUUCCCCAUCAACAAUGUCGCAAUAAUGGUUCUGGAAGUAAUGUAAUUAAUCUUAGAAAAAGUAAUUCAGGCUGUCCUGCAAAUCAAGUUUGCUGCGAGACCCAGACCGGUUCGAAUUCUUGCAAUGGAGUUUGCGUUGCUCACCAGCAAUGCGCAGAUGAUUUAGGCGAAGUAAAUUUGCGUGAUACUGAUAGUGGAACAUGUCCGAUAAACAAGGUAUGUUGUACAUCUCCCAAGAUAUUGGUGAACACUACGACAUGCGAUGGAACGUGUGUACCAAAGGAAUACUGUUCUGAUAAUGUUAAAGAUUACAAUGAAAUUAAUCUCAGGUUACAUGAUAACCGUUGUUCUCAAAAUGAAAUCUGUUGCAGUAAACCGGAACUGAUCGUUCACUUAACAGGUCAACCAAAACCAUUAAAUCCGAUCAGUCCGCAGGAAAACUCGCAGUCCUGUACCAUGAACAAUGAUCCGAGAACGUCCAUCCUAGGCAAAGUCGAUGUUCCGUGGUUAGUCAGCAUUUGGAGUCGCCAGAAACUACUGGGUAUUGAAAGAAAUCAAUACGAAUGCGUAGGUUCAUUACUUCAACCGGGUUUAAUUCUCACUUCUGCCGAUUGCUUGACCAACUUUAACGCCGACCAAAUCUAUGCACGGAUUGGGGACUUCAAUCUUAAACCAUUGAACACCCUCUCAAAAAGAAGGGAAUACGGAAUAUCUAAAAUAACAAUCCAUCCGGAUUACAACGCUCAAUCAGGAGAUGCAAACAUUGCGGUGCUAAGGUUGAGUAAAAAUUCUACCACCAAGAGUAAUGUCUGCCUUUCGCAGUACUCAGAGGGGAUUUCGAAUUCCGACUGCUUCUUAAUCGGAUGGAACAAACGGUCCAUAAUGAAGGACGACAUUGCGAACGCUAUCCCCGAGAAACAUUUACUAAGGUUAAAAGCUGGGCAAUUCAACUGUCCGGAAGGUAUGUUCUGUACCGACCGUUUUGAAUCCAGUUUGUACUGUGACAGUUUCCAAGGAUCUCCACUGGUCUGUUUCGAAAGUGGUGGACGCAGUUGGAAAGUGUUUGGGAUUUCUACCGGAAAAAGUGAACUUUGUGACAAAUCUGCGGUCCCGAACGUUCUGACCGCUACUGGUUCGUAUGAAAUGUGGAUAAGAGAACAAAUAUCACCCAGCUUUAUGCAAGUGCCGAUGCCACCAAUGCCAAACCGGUUAUAUCUGCCGGCACUGCCCUGAUAUCAGAACUUAGGAACAUU